AUGGACUCUACUUCUAAUUCUCAUGAAAUCGUGGCCAACGAGACAACACCUCUGGUAGUACCUGCAAAGAACUCGAAGAAACCUAAAACACCCCUUCCAAAGCUUCAGAUAGGCAUACUUAUAACGCUGCAACUUGCGGAACCCAUCGCUUCGACAUCUAUAUUUCCGUACAUCAAUCAGCUGAUCGGAGAACUUGGAAUCACUGGGGGCGAUGACGCGGCUGUAGGAUAUUAUGCUGGAAUCAUUGAAUCUCUGUUUUUUGUCGCGCAGGCACUGACGGCCAGUGUUGGUAAUUGGACUCUCGGGUGCUUGCAUAUCGAUACUGUGCUUCGGCCUCAACGACAUUCUGGAGUCUUGUCAUUAGGUUUACUUAGCCGCUGCAUGUGCGGUUUUCUAAAUGGCAAUGUGGGAGUUAUGAAGACUAUGAUGGGAGAAUCGACGGACUCCACAAAUAUGGCUCAGGCAUUCGCCUUGAUCCCGAUCGUCUGGUCCAUUGGAGGCUUUAUUGGUCCUUUGAUAGGAGGAACACUUGCACGACCGCAAGAUCAUUGGCCUGCAUUAUUCGCGGGUCCGUUUUGGAGAAAUUAUCCUUACUUUCUCCCCUGUGCAGUGGCAGCCUGUCUGUUCGUCGUGGCCCUUGUUAUGAUGUUAAUGUUCUUAGACGAAACACUAUCGACAAAGCGUCGGCCGAAGUUCACUUCAACUACGGUCAGCGUUUCAAGUAGCCCCGAUAGAGAAUCUCUCGUUAAAAACUCGAUGGCAAACAUGCCCUUGCGAUCUCUCCUUACGCCUUCCGUUGUCAUUCCGAUGGCAAACUACGCCAUGGUCGCCCUCCUCGAUGUUUCCUUCAGAGUUCUUAUGCCACUGUUCUUCUCGACACCUACUUACCUUGGCGGUCUUGGAUUUGAUCCUGCUGUCAUUGGCUCGUGGCUGGCGUUGUUUGGGAUCAUUGAUGGUGCCUUUCAGGGCUUAUUUUUCGCCAGAAUCGUCGAUUGGAUUGGUCCGAAGCGUUUAUUCUGCGUCUCAGUGUCGUGUUACGCACCACUCAUGGCUAUGUUUCCAAUAAUGUCGUGGAUUGUGCGCGCAAGAGGGGAAGUCGAUUAUGCAAUCACGUUUGCCUUGCUUUUCCAUCUAGUUAUGAUAGUCAUAUGGCAUACAACAUAUGGGACUAUUUAUAUGUUCAUCACAGCCUCUGCUCCUACAAACAAUGUCCUUGGCGCUAUCAAUGGCCUCGGCCAAACUUCUGCAGCGGUAGCUCGUGCCAUUGGUCCUGCCUUGGCGACUUCGCUCUUUGCUGUAUCGAAGAGCACAACCUUCUAG
This is a messenger RNA of Suillus fuscotomentosus, 1320 nucleotides long. Its product is annotated as major facilitator superfamily domain-containing protein. Gene Ontology annotation, molecular function: transmembrane transporter activity. Gene Ontology annotation, biological process: transmembrane transport. The record is from RefSeq and is a predicted model, not a curated record. Bases 1 to 1320 code for a protein of 439 amino acids. The transcript is spliced from 8 exons. NCBI's taxonomy places the organism in Eukaryota, Fungi, Basidiomycota, Agaricomycetes, Boletales, Suillaceae.